UAAUAUAAUAAAUAGUAAUAAGGUUGAUGUUGUGUUAUAAAAAUAGGGCUCUGCAGAAUUCAAGGACCCUUCAAAUAAGAGUAGAAGUCAUCAUAUUCCUUCCGAUCCCCUGCCUGCUUUCUCUGCUUCAGCUUCUAUUUACAUUCAUACCUCAGCUUUCCUUCCCUUCCCCGUUCCACAGGCACUUAUGCAUACAUAUUCUCUAUUCUUUAUAUUGAUCACAAUUUGAUUCUGGUUGGGGAGGGUGCGAAAAUGUGGAGGCUGAAGAUAGGAGAAGGUGGAAAGGACCCAUACCUAUUCAGCACCAACAACUUUGUGGGCAGGCAGACAUGGGAGUAUGACCCCGACGCAGGAACUCCCGAGGAGCGGGAGCAGGUUGAGGCUGCUCGCCACCAUUUCUAUCAGAACCGCUUCAACGUCAAGCCCUGCGGCGACCUCCUUUGGCGUUUUCAGAUUCUGAGGGAAAAGAAUUUUAAACAAAGAAUAGAGUGUGUGAGGAUAGAAGAUGGGGAAGAGAUCAGUUACGAGAAGGCCACAGCAGCAAUGAGAAGGGGAGCACAUCAUCUUUCCGCAUUGCAGACGAGUCAUGGCCAUUGGCCUGCUCAAAUUGCGGGUCCACUCUUUUUCCUUCCUCCCUUGGUGUUUUGUAUGUACAUUACAGGACAGCUUGAAUCGGUUUUCCCAGAAGAGCACCGGAAAGAGAUUCUUCGGUACAUAUACUAUCACCAGAACGAAGAUGGAGGGUGGGGGCUACACAUAGAGGGUCACAGCACCAUGUUCUGCACUGCACUCAACUACAUAUGCAUGCGAAUUCUGGGAGAAGGCCCCGAUGGGGGUGAAGACAAUGCCUGCGCCAGAGCAAGGAAGUGGAUUCAUGAUCACGGCAGUGUAACACACAUACCUUCGUGGGGAAAGACUUGGCUUUCGAUACUGGGCCUCUUUGAAUGGUGCGGAACCAAUCCAAUGCCCCCUGAGUUUUGGCUCCUUCCUUCCUUUCUUCCUAUGCAUCCAGCAAAGAUGUGGUGCUACUGUCGCUUGGUAUACAUGCCUAUGUCAUACUUAUACGGUAAGAGGUUUGUGGGGCCCAUCACGCCCCUCAUCCUCCAGUUGAGGCAGGAGCUCUACGGCCAGCCUCCUUAUGAGAAGGUUGAUUGGAAGAAAGCCCGACACCAAUGCGCCAAGGAAGAUCUCUACUAUCCGCAUCCUCUCAUACAGGACCUCAUAUGGGAUAGCCUCUACAUAUUCACGGAGCCGCUUCUCACGCGCUGGCCCUUUAAUAAACUGGUGAGAGAGAGGGCCCUCCAAGUCACAAUGAAGCACAUCCACUACGAAGACGAGAACAGCCGAUACAUAACCAUUGGCUGCGUCGAGAAGGUCUUGUGCAUGCUAGCUUGCUGGGUGGAAGAUCCAGACGGAGACGCUUUCAAGAAGCAUCUUGCAAGGGUCCCGGAUUACCUUUGGGUCUCGGAGGAUGGAAUUACCAUGCAGAGCUUUGGCAGCCAGGAGUGGGAUGCUGGCUUUGCUGUUCAGGCCCUCCUUGCUGCUAACCUCCUCGAUGAACUUGCUCCCGCUCUUGCUAAAGCCCAUGAUUUCAUCAAGAAGUCUCAGGUUAGGGACAACCCUUCAGGAGAUUUUAAGAGUAUGCAUCGUCACAUUUCCAAAGGCGCCUGGACCUUUUCUGAUCAAGACCAUGGAUGGCAAGUUUCUGAUUGUACUGCAGAAGGUUUGAAGUGUUGUCUGCUUUUAUCGAUGUUGCCACCGGAGCUUGUGGGGGAAAAGAUGGAACCAGAAAGAUUAUAUGAUUCAGUCAAUCUUCUAUUGUCGCUUCAGAGUAAGAAAGGUGGUUUAGCAGCAUGGGAGCCACCAGGAGCUCAAGACUGGUUGGAAUUACUGAAUCCGACAGAAUUUUUUGCGGACAUUGUAGUGGAGCACGAAUAUGUAGAGUGCACUGGAUCAGCUAUUCAGGCUUUGGUGUUGUUCAAGAAGCUAUAUCCAGGGCACAGAAAGAAAGAGAUCGACAACUUCAUCGCUAACGCAGUUCGUUUCCUUGAAGAUACACAAACAGCGGAUGGUUCUUGGUAUGGAAACUGGGGAGUUUGCUUCACUUACGGAACGUGGUUUGCACUGGGAGGCCUCGCUGCAGCAGGCAAGACCUACGGCAACUGCGCUGCCAUUCGCAGAGCCGUCAACUUUCUACUCACAACCCAGAGGAACGACGGUGGCUGGGGGGAGAGUUAUCUUUCAAGCCCCCAAAAGAUAUACGUACCUCUGGAAGGAAGUCGAUCAAAUGUGGUUCACACGGCAUGGGCUUUGAUGGGCCUUAUUCAUGCCGGGCAGGCAGAGAGAGACGCAAGGCCUCUCCACAGGGCAGCAAAGUUGAUCAUCAACUCCCAGUUGGAAGAGGGGGAUUGGCCCCAGCAGGAGAUCACGGGAGUCUUCAUGAAGAACUGCAUGUUGCAUUACCCAAUGUAUAGAGAUAUCUAUCCCUUGUGGGCUCUCGCUGAAUAUCGCAAGCGGGUUCCCUUGCCUUAAUUCCAUUACUUACUCAUUUUACUCAAUCAAUCACAUUUACCACAAACCCCAUAUCAAUAAACACCCACGCUUAAUUAUUGUUAUAAAUUUAUAAUCAUAUUCAUUCCUCUAUGAUCUA
Arachis stenosperma is the source of this 2650-nucleotide messenger RNA. Its product is annotated as beta-amyrin synthase. The coding region runs from base 253 to 2532 and encodes 759 amino acids. Gene Ontology annotation, molecular function: beta-amyrin synthase activity. The transcript has 8 exons. The record is from RefSeq and is a predicted model, not a curated record. Gene Ontology annotation, cellular component: lipid droplet. NCBI's taxonomy places the organism in Eukaryota, Viridiplantae, Streptophyta, Magnoliopsida, Fabales, Fabaceae. Gene Ontology annotation, biological process: triterpenoid biosynthetic process.